This is a messenger RNA of Gigantopelta aegis, 1326 nucleotides long. RefSeq names its product three-prime repair exonuclease 1-like. The record is from RefSeq and is a predicted model, not a curated record. Gene Ontology annotation, molecular function: nucleic acid binding; 3'-5'-DNA exonuclease activity. The coding region runs from base 71 to 709 and encodes 212 amino acids. Gene Ontology annotation, cellular component: cytoplasm. Gene Ontology annotation, biological process: DNA catabolic process. The transcript is spliced from 2 exons. Lineage: Eukaryota; Metazoa; Mollusca; Gastropoda; Neomphalida; Peltospiridae.
UACCAGUAGUUUAAAACGAAGCCAGGCGAUAUUUUCAACGAACGCAUCCUGACAUCAGAUUACGACAAACAUGGCUUCAUCCCAAAAGAAAUCUUCAAAGAUCGCUACAUAUGUGUUUUUUGACACUGAAACCACGGGUCUUCGUGAAGAUGGGCACAAGCCGACAAUAACGGAAAUGUGUUUUCUGGCCGUGAGGAGAUCAGACCUGAACUCCACCGAGGAGGUCCAGAGAGUGGUCCACAAACUCUUACUGUGUCUCAAGCCACGCCAAGAAAUCCAAAAAAAAGCAAAAGAGUUAUCAGGCUUGUCUGAUAAUAUGUUGGAGGUCGAAUCAACCUUCGAUGCUGGACUGGCUACUAUGAUAGAAUUAUUCUUGCAGCGUCUUCCACAGCCAGUGUGUCUUGUGGCCCAUAACGGCAACCAGUUCCACUACUCGCUCCUCCAGGCGGAGUUAAGGAGAGUCAAUGCGUCUCUGCCGCCCGCUGUCCUGUGCGUGGACUCCUGGGAAUUCUUCACAGGUGGAACUCUCAAGCCGGGUUAUAAGCUGGCGGACAUUUACGAGAACUGUUUUAAUAGGCGACCUGUUACAAAUCGCGCGGAGUCUGAUUGUACUAAUGUCCUGGCAGUCGUAAAGAGUCGCGAUACCGAUUUUAUGAAAUGGAGCAAGUUAAAUGCCAAACGUUUCCAGGAUGUCGAGCCAAUGUACUGAAGUCUCAGGUGGACGAGAAAGAGUUGAUAUGGCGUCUCCCCAACCCCCGUUACCGAACAAACAUAGACAUUAUGUACAAAUAUUUCAACCAUUUUUAUACAUUAAUAAUGUAGUUUGGAUAGGACUGAUCUGGACAAACGUGGCACAUCUCCAUCACAAUAACAUCACCCUGAAGUUGUGCCUUUAACUUGAAAACAAAGAUUUUAACAGUGUUAGAGUGGAUGCUAUGUUGUUAAAUAAGAACAUAUUCUAAUGUUGAUUUAGCAUCCAAUGUCUGAAGAUGUGCCUUUAACAAAGAAUUUAGCUGUAUUUGAGUAAAUACUAAUAGGAAAUAUUCUUAUUGUGAUACUUUAACACCAGUGGCUGAAGUUGUGCCCUUAACUUGAAAACAAAGAAUUUAACUGUAUUAUAGUAGAUGAUAUAUGUAAUUCAAUAAGGAAAUAUUAUUAUGCUGAUUUGUCACUUAUGACUGAAGUUGUGCUUUUAGCUUGAAACCAAAUAAUUAAAUUGUAUUAGAGUAGAUGAUAUAUGUAAUGCAAUACUAUACGGAAAUAUUCUUAUGCUGAUUCGGCGUUCAUGGUUGUGCCUUUAAUUUGAAAAUAAAGAUUUUAGCUGUA